AUGGCGAGAACCAAACAUAGAUCUUCAUCGAAGAACGGCUCGAAAGUCGCCGAUUCGUCGACGAGCAAAGCGACAAAGACCAAGGUAUUAAAUACAGAUUAAAAAAACAGACUUACAACGGACCGGGCCGGGCUGAGAUUUUGCAAAUCUGAAGAAAAAGUCAAUUCUGACUUUCUGGAAGAAUCACCGUUAUGUUUUUGAGCCUAAGCAGAGUUUCUGGGUGGAUAAUUCUGAAUUUCAGUUCAAAUUAUUUCCAGAAAGAGGUGCGGGUGUCAAGUUCGACGAGAGCCGGUCUCAACUUCCCCGUCGGCAGAAUCGAUCGCAAACUUCGCAAGCGAAUGAUCGGAAAGCGCGUCUCGCCGAAAGCGUCCGUCUUUUUGGCGGCCGUGCUCGAGUACCUGACCACCGAAGUGAUGGAGUUGGGCGGAAUGGUUUCGAAGACGUACAAGAAGAACCGUGUCUCGCCGAGACACUUGCAGUUGGCGGUACGCGGCGACGAGGAGUUCGACGAGCUGUUCAAGAAGAGCACGAUCGCCGAGGGAGGCGUCUUGCCGAAGGCCGUCCAUCCGUCGUUGAUGCCGAAGAAGUGAAUGCCUUUUCUAUUUAUAUGAACGUCAUAAAAUCUUUAUAAGGCAAUUCAAAUGCGUAAUUGCGUAUCGAUUGGCACAGUGGUAA
Molecule: messenger RNA, 675 nt
Organism: Caenorhabditis sp. 36 PRJEB53466
Lineage: Eukaryota; Metazoa; Nematoda; Chromadorea; Rhabditida; Rhabditidae
Source: the annotation of a GenBank genome assembly